Messenger RNA from Trypanosoma theileri, 771 nucleotides. RefSeq lists its product as uncharacterized. The record is from RefSeq and is a predicted model, not a curated record. The coding region runs from base 1 to 771 and encodes 256 amino acids. NCBI's taxonomy places the organism in Eukaryota, Euglenozoa, Kinetoplastea, Trypanosomatida, Trypanosomatidae. The transcript has a single exon.
AUGAACGCGCCAGAGAGGAACGGUAAUCACACCACCAUUGUUGAUCAAGUGAAUCAAUGCGUCGAGACGGGCCGCAAUGCCGUCACUUCAGCGAAGCAACGCGUAUUGGAACGCGCAGAAGCGGGACGCGAGCGUGCGGGAGAACUCGCGCAGGCCGGACGUGAACAACUCGAUGGAGCUAUUCAAAGUGCAGCCCGCGUGCGGGCAGUGGCAGACGAGUAUGUGGAGAAUGGGAAACGAGUGCUGCAAGAGGCCCGUGAAACUGCAAAGAAUACAGUUGAGCCACUCGUUGAUAACGCCCGCACACUCGCAGAAACUUCCACGAAGCGAAUUGAGGAAACACGUGCCGCGGUGCAGACGUCUCUUACGAACGUUGUGAACACCUCACGUCCGCGUUUUGAGGAGCUCCGGACAAGCAGCACGAAUGCAUUGAAGACCCGCGACCCGCAUCUUCUUGUUUCCGUGGCAGCGCAGUUUGUCGCUUUUGUACUUUUUGUCCUCAACCUCCUCGUGGUGGAGUUGUGCAAAGUGAAGCGGGUGAAGUCGGCUGUGGUGUACGUGCAGGAGUCGACGCUGACGAAGAAGGCCGUUGAUUUUGUGAAGUGGGUGGAUGUCCCCCGCAGAGUUGAGAGCGUCCCGUUUGUGGGCAAACGUCUGGUCUCCGUCGCGACGACAUUUGUGGAGGAAGUCAAGGCAAACAUGGCACCAAAAGUGGUGGAGAGGAGGAGGGAGAGGGAAAGGAAGAGGGCGUCAAUAGAGAAGGAGAAAUAA